Messenger RNA from Seminavis robusta, 7548 nucleotides. The record is from the annotation of a GenBank genome assembly. Lineage: Eukaryota; Bacillariophyta; Bacillariophyceae; Naviculales; Naviculaceae.
AUGGACAGUGACGAAGACGACGUCUCCUCUGGAUCCUACAUUUCCGAGUCCAGCAGUGAAUUCCAAAAGCCCAAAGCAUCGUCAGCCAAGCAGCAAUCUUAUCUAGACGAAUCGGAUUCUGAUGCCAUUUCCGACUCGGAUGAAGAGUCGUCUAGGCCUCCUCCCAAGAAGAAAGCCCAGGAUGAGGAUGAGUUGGACGAUGAUGACUAUGAUGACGACUAUGAUGAUGGGAUGGUUUCCGAUUCAGACGAAGAGUCGGCACCCGCCAAGAAGCAGAGCUCUUAUGACGAUGACGACGUCGAUGAUGGUGAUAAUAUUUCUGAUUCUGACGACGAAGAGUCCUCUCGGGUACCACCCCAGAAACAGCAUGCUUCAGGCGACAUGGAUGAUGAGCCUGAUGUGAUUUCUGAUUCAGAGGGAAACAUAUCGGAUUCAGGAGACGAAGGAGGAGACGACAAUAGAGCAGCUGAUCUUGACAGCGGGUCCGAAGUGGACGAUGGUAGUGACGUUGACAUGGGAGGUGGAGAUGAGGAUGAGGACGCCAUCUCAGAUUCAGACGAGGGAGACCCAGUCGCAAACAAUAAAGCAUCGGCAGAUGAUGACGAUGUAGACAUGGGAGGUGGAGACGAGGAUGAGGACGCAAUCUCAGACUCGGACGAGGAAGAUCCAGUCACAAACAACAAAACAACAGCGGAUGAUGAUUUAGACAUGGGAGGUGGAGAUCAGGAUGAGGACGCCAUCUCAGACUCGGACGAGGAAGAUCCAGUCGCCAACAACAAAACACCGGCGGAUGAUGACGAUUUAGACAUGGGAGGUGGAGACGAGGAUGAGGACGCAAUCUCAGACUCGGACGAGGAAGAUCCAGUCACAAACGAAAAAGCACCGGCAGGUGAUGACGAUGUAGACAUGGGUGGUGGAGACGAGCAUGAUGGAGACCAGGAUGAGGAAUCCAACUUAGACUCGGACGAAGACGACAAAUCACUGGAACGGGGGCUGCAACGCCAGGAGAGCACUGCGUCAGUCUUGAAAGAUAGCGAUUCCUCCUAUUCGGAGGAACUAUCGGGUCAUGACGACGAAGAAGAAUUCAGGAACCCCGUUGAUCGGGAAGCCGAUGCCCCUGUUCCAGCGUACAAAGAGAAACCACCAACUCCUCCCAAGAAGGAAGCAGAGGAGCCAGCGACAACAUCGCCCAAAAAGAAGUCAGUGCUGGACUCGACAGCGAAUAUGAGAGUGAUGAAGCACCACGAAUAUGAGAGUGAUGAUAGCACCAGUGAAAAAAAAAAAGCUGCCUCCUGCACCGCACCACCCAAAAAGAAGUCAGUGCUAGACUCCGACAGCGAGUAUGAGAGUGAUGACAGCACCAGCGAGAAGAAAAAGACCAAAGCUACGACUCCUGCACCAAAGUCACCACCUAAAAAGAAGUCAGUGCUGGAUUCAGAUUGUGAAUAUGAGAGUGAUGACAGCACCAGUGAGAAGAAGACAAAAGCUGCAGCCCCUGCUCCAAAAUCAUCUCCAAAGAAGAAGUCAGUGCUAGAAUCAGACAGCGAAUAUGACAGUGAUGACAGCACCAGUAAAAAGAAGGCAAAAGCUGCACCCCCCGGGCCGUCAAAAAAGAAGUCAGUGCUGGAUUCAGAUAGUGAAUAUGAGAGCGAUGAUAGCACCAGCGAAAAGAAAAAGGCAAAAGCCACAGCUCCUGCUCAAAAAUCACCGCCAAAGAAGAAAUCAGUCCUGGAAUCCAGUGAUGAGGAGAGUGAUGAGAGCACCAGUGAGAAGAAAAAGGCAAAAGCCGCAGCUCCUGCUCAAAAAUCACCGCCAAAGAAGAAAUCAGCCCUGGAAUCCAGUGAUGAGGAGAGUGAUGAUAGCACCAGUGAGAAGAAAAAGGCAAAAGCCACAGCUCCUGCUCAAAAAUCACCGCCAAAGAAGAAAUCAGCCCUGGAAUCCAGUGAUGAGGAGAGUGAUGAAAGCACCAGUGAGAAGAAGACAAAGGCAACAACACCUGCACCGAAACAGAAACCGAAGUCUUCACUUGACGACUCUGACAGCGACGAAGAGAGUUCAAGUACAGGUGGCAAAGCCAUUGCAACAACCAGGGAGAAACCAAGCCCGAUCGGUGACGAUACCAACGAAUCACGGGGAGAAGCGCAACUGUGUUCCGCCUGUGGAGCGAAAGCUGCAUACUUCACUGGUGGAAUGUCCACUUGCUCUGCAUGCCACAACGUCUCGUUUCGCGCAUCCUGGACUGGCGACAAAGGAAAAAUUGACAAGGAAACCCUGGAGGACACGGCAGAAGAAUGUCAUGCUUGUGGGAUGGAAUCUGAUUAUGUUUCUGAGGGAAUGAUAUACUGUUCCGCUUGUCAUGAAAUUCCGUACUGUUCGAUUGAAUGUAAACAGUGGCACUGGAAUGAGGGUCACAAGAAAGAGUGCACGGGGAUCGCAGACGAUGAACGCAGGGUUUCGGUCGCUUCAUCUUCACUCGGUAUCAUCAAAGAGGAAGAUGAGGGCUCUGAGCAGUCAAUUGAUGCAUUUGAUCCUGGAGCGGAAAAUGCGUCAAACGAACCUCAAUCGGCACAGGGAGUGAUGGCUGCUUUGGCCAAAGCUCGCGCUGAAGCCACUGCCAAAACAGAACAACAGAGCAGCCCCGCUGCAACGGCGAAAUCUUGUCAGUCGUGUGGAACUCAGGAGGAAUUUGCCCCAGAUGGCAUGAAAACAUGUGUUAGAUGCUUUGAAGUUACAUAUUGCUCUGUUGACUGUAUGGAAUGGCACUGGGUCCAAGGUGGGCAUAAGAUGGUUUGCAAGGGUGCCACAGAGGCUGAACGAAAAGGUGCUCCUUUGACAACCAGCAGCAAUGAUUCUGAUGGCUCAAUUGAUGCCUUCGGAGGGCCCGAAGAAGUUGGCGCACCUGAGUCUAAGGAGGGACUUCUUGCUGCCCUUGCAAAAGCUCGUGCAGAGGCACAAAGCAAGGCACAAGCUGCCUCCAUUCCAAAGGACAAGUGCAAGGCAUGUGGGCCCGAAGAAGUUGGCGCACCUGAGUCCAAGGAGGGACUUCUUGCUGCCCUUGCAAAAGCUCGUGCAGAGGCACAAAGUAAGGCACAAGCUGCCUCCAUUCCAAAGGACAAGUGCAAGGCAUGUGGUGUGGAGAAGGAAUUUGUGCCAGAUGGAAUGAUUAUGUGUUCAAAGUGUUCUCAGGUCCCCUAUUGCUCUGUUGAUUGUAUGGAAUGGGAUUGGGAAGGUGGUGGGCACAGCCACUCCUGUGGUGGGGUCAGCGUGCCUGAACGAACUAGAAGCUUGCAAAAGCCAACCCACACUGGGAAUGAUUCCGAAGGCUCCAUAGUUGCAUUUGAUCCCAAUGCUGAGGCUUCAGGCGGCCCCAAGUCAAAGGAAGGUGUUUUGGCUGCGCUUGCAGCAGCGCGAACACAGACUGCUGCUGCAGCAGCAAAGAAACCAGCUCCAAUGUCAACAAUGAAAGCUUGUAUUUCCUGUGGGAUGGACAAAGAGUUUGUCCCUGAGGGGUUGCAGACUUGUCCAAAGUGUUCGCAGGUCCCUUAUUGCUCGAAGGACUGCAUGGUGUGGCAUUGGAACAGUGGGGGGCACAAGGAUGAAUGUACGGGGACAUCAACAGGAGGGGGGCACACAAUCAACCAGGCCCCCAGCCAUGAUUCGGAAGGAUCAAUAGACGCAUUUGAUCCUAACGCUGCCAACGCAAAGCCUCAAUCCAUCAUGGCUGCUCUGGCCAAAGCGCGAGAAGAGGCGGCGGCAGCGACUGCGUCAUCCUCUAAGACUCCAUCAUUGGCCAAGCCGCGAGGAAUCGUUCAACAGUCAGAUCUCGUAGAGUGCAAGGCCUGUGGCAUGGAUGAAGAGUUUGUGUCGGAAGGCAUGAGAAGCUGCCCUCGAUGCAAAUUGGUGCCAUACUGUUCUCUCGAUUGCAUGUCGUGGCACUGGGAGGUUGGAGGACACAGCAAAGAGUGUCCGGGUUUGUCUGAUGAUGAACGAAACACCAACAGUAUCUCCAACGCAAAGGUUAGGGACGACAAUUCCAUUGAAGCUUUCUCGCUGAAAUCAGAUGGUGCUGGAGCUCCUCCUACUAAAGCUGCAAUCAUUGCUGCACUUUCCAGGUCAAAGGAUGGACCGGUCAAGUGCAAGGCUUGCGGCAUGGACAAGGAGUUUGUGCCAGAAGGAAUGCAUAUGUGCCCUAAGUGCAGAACUGUGCCGUAUUGCUCCGAGGACUGCAUGAAAUGGGAUUGGAAUUCAGGUGGCCACAAGAGUAGCUGUCCUGGUGCUUCCGUUGCCGAUAGGAGCAAGGACAGAGCAGUUGUGCUGCCCGACGAUGGUGAUGAUGGCUCCAUAGAGGCCUUUGGUGGCCACGAGGAAGCUCCUCAAGGCAAAGAGGGGAUUCUCGCGGCUCUCUCCAAGGCACGGGCUGAGGUUGCAGCAAAGCCGCCUGCCAUCCCCUCCAAAUGUGAGGCAUGUGGGACCGAGGCAGAGUUUGUCCCGGAAGGAAUGAAGACAUGCCCCAAGUGCAAUGGAGUUUCAUAUUGCUCAGAUGACUGUAUGAAAUGGCAUUGGGGAAGUGGAGGGCACAAAGACAAGUGUCCAGGUGUUUCAGUUUCAACAGCAGAAAAGAAGAAGGACAACAUGCUGGUGGUUCAUUCCGGUGGUGAAUCCGAUGGCUCUAUUGAGGCAUUUGAUGCUGGUGCGGGGACCGGGAAAGCACCGCAAUCGCAAGCGGGUGUACUAGCGGCGCUUUCCAAGGCUCGGGAAGAAGCAGCAGCCAGCAAGGCUCCUUCUAGUGCACUCCCAUUGCAGGGAGCGACGAGCAGCCCCCCGCCUGUUCGGGACCAGAUAACAGCCGGGGCACCUGCGCAAAACACUCAAUACAUUCCCCAGCAGGGAAUGCUGGUUGCACCUCCGAGCAGUUCUCCAUCUAUUCGGGAACAGAUAACUGGCGGCAGGGCACCUCCGAGCAGCACCCAGCCUCUUCGAGACCAAAUAACCGGCAUGGCACCUGCAAGCAGCGCGCCUGCGUAUGACACUAACAUGCUGAAGUUGGAACUCGAACGCACGAAGCGACAAUACAACGAUGCUAUGCUUUCGAAGGCUGCACUGGAGCGAACGCUGAACGAUAUCACCAAAGCUGCCGCAGUGCCUCCCCGUAACCAGCCUGCUGAAAGUCACGAUGGGAUUAGCCAAUCAAUUGAUAGCUUCCUGAGGAGACUUGAGGGUCUCCUUGAGGCGGAUCGUACAGUUCUGAACAAGACUCAUUCCCAAGUAGAAACGUUGACACAGCAAAAUGCUGUAGCUCCUGCGGGCGCUUUGGCACAAUCCGUCGUUGACCUGGAGGAUUCGAUUCAAGGCCUUGUCGCAAAGAGCAGACAGGCUGCAGCUGACAAGGACGCGCUCAAAAAGGCAAUCAAUGAGGCGGAAAUGAAGGCAUCGUUACUUCACGGAGCACCGACGACAGCCCGGGGCCACUCCUGGCGAGGACAGAACGCCACCCAACCUGUUGGAUCGGAUAGAGGCAAGGACGCGAUGAUGAGGGAUUUGAGUCACAAAUGGGAUGAUAUCGUCGCAGAAAGCGAUUACUUGAAAGCCCAGCUAGAUCAAACUACAAGAGAACGGGACCAAAUGCGGGCGGAGAAGGAGGCGACAGAGAGAGUUUUGCAGGAAAAAGAGGCCCUUCUCGCAGAGGUCUGCAAGACAAUUGUGGAUCUGGAAAACGAGGUCUCUCGUAUUUACGGGGAACAGAAGUCCUUGGAAUCUCAGAACGAGAAGCUGCGUCGUAGGCUUGACCAGCUCACGAAGGAACUCGCUCAGAUGCAUAUCGACAAGGAUGCUUCUGAUGAGCUCUUGCGGGAAAAGGAGGCGAUGCUGAACGAGCUCGCCCAGCUGGCGAUGGAGCUAGAAGCGCAAAUUUUGACGAUCGACGGGGAAAAGAAGUCUUUGCAAGGGGAUUUGCAGCAGGCUUUCUCAGCGCUGACUAAGCACAGAGAAGCAAAGGACCGGUUAGAAAAGUCGUUCACUCACGCCGAAAAGGAAAUUCGCGGGCUUCGCUUAAAAAUCAACGAUGCUCUCCAGGCAACGAAUCCAGCAUACAGCAUCGGCUCUACUCUGAGCUCCAAGCCAGAAAUCCCGGUACACCAGGACUACUUCCGUCAGCCGGUAUAUGAAUCGGAUGCAAGAGACGAAGUUGGUGGCCCUACUCCCGCGAGAAACAAUACAUCGAAUACGCAAGGAGCCCCAUUUGCAUAUUCUGAUAGAGCGGCAGCUCUAAACUUGCCAUCGCAGAGGCAAGAUGCCAUCGGCCAUGCAAUACGACAGCGCACUGGAACACCACAAUAUUCCGGUGAAGUGAGGAGCGCAGCACCCAAACCGGAGCAGCCCCCGCUGAGACAAAACAUACCGGAACCCGCACCACAAACCGAGGAGUGGGUCCAUCCACCCCAACCGAAUCCACCCCAGCAGAGAGUGGCAGUGCCAGAACGCACUCUCCCACAUACGUGGACACCAGCCGCACCAAUCCGCCAAAGGGAUGGUGCGAAGGAGCCGAAGGGAAUACAAUUCACGCACGACUAUGGGAAACCCCUGCGACGUCAAGUUGCACCGCCCAUUUCUCGUUACUAUCAGAGAUCUGACCAAGAAUCCAACGCAAUCAAGAGAGAUCGUUUGCCCCCUGCACCUUCGUUCCCGCCGCCGCAAGUUGCCGCCAACUAUAUCUCAGCUCAGAAUGAUCCCCGACAAGCAGCGCCACCUCAAUACGCACCCAGCAGCAGAUCUCGGGACAAUUAUAGAGGCCGAGAUGCUGACAGGGCACGGCAAGUUGCACCUCCUGUCGUUGCUGCGAAUCCGCGACAAGAACAACCAAAGACUACCAAGAAAAGUACAAUGCGUCUCCCGCUAACGCCGACAGAACAACGAAUGGCGAUUAUUCAACAGAAAAUCGCGGAAAAAGUGGCAGCUGCAAGACGGGCCCCUGGGGCCACGUCGAAAAAAUCCCAAUCAAAGUACAGUCAACCAAGUGCACCUUCGCAAAGCUCACUGCGGCCUCAAUAUGGUAAGGCUCCGGCCUCCCGUUCUGACAACAAGAACAAGAAUGACAUCUUUCGGAAUCGACUUGAGGAGUUAGAACCACCCAGUCUUCGUCGUCCGAGUCAACUUUUGCACCAAACGACGGCCCCGUCUUACAGCCACUUGGCACCUAAACCUACCACCCGUGCCGCUGCAUACAAGCCACCGGCGCCGUCUGGGAGGAUGUAUGUGGUUGCUCAACCCCACCAUUCCUACCAGAACGCCCCAUCGCACCAGUAUCGCAGAGCUGACCCUUCGGGUGGGUACCGCCACCAAACGCCUCGAUUACCCAAGGAGAUUCCACAUGCACCACCACGCUACGUUAUCCAGAGCCCAUAUCCUGGAGGCCACCAUCACGUUGGUUACGCAUCGUCCUCGAGACCACAGCAGUAUGCCGUAACUCACCAUGUGGACCCCAAGAACCUCCAGAAAGUUCGAGAUGAACGGUGGCGCCAGGUGUUGAGUUCUUCGUCAGCUUUGAGUUAG